Molecule: messenger RNA, 1010 nt
Organism: Pseudophryne corroboree (corroboree frog)
Lineage: Eukaryota; Metazoa; Chordata; Amphibia; Anura; Myobatrachidae
Gene: GATD3
Product: glutamine amidotransferase class 1 domain containing 3
Exons: 7
Coding region: 71-838 (255 amino acids)
Cellular component (GO): mitochondrion
Source: RefSeq, a predicted model, not a curated record
GUUUUGCUAUUCUGGAAAGUGAGUUACGCAGUCUCCGGAGUCCGGCUGAAGGUGAAUCUGAGUCCCGGUAAUGGCGGCUCUGCUCGGUUACCGGAGCUCAAGGAUCGCGUUAUACCUGCUGGGGACCCGGGCCCUGCACAGGACACAGGGAAACCCCGCAGCUAGGGUGGCAGUGGUUCUUUCUGGAUGCGGUGUUUAUGAUGGAACCGAAAUCCAUGAGGCUUCAGCGAUCCUUGUCCACCUGAGCCGGGCAGGAGCUGAGGUGAAGAUGUUUGCUCCUGAUAUCGCACAGAUGCAUGUUAUUGAUCACAGUAAAGGAGAAGCAUCUCAGGAGAGCAGGAACGUGUUAGUGGAGUCGGCUAGACUUGCCCGUGGCGAUAUCGCAGCCUUGUCGCACUUGAAAGCUCAGGAUCAUGAUGCCGUCAUCUUCCCAGGAGGCUUUGGGGCUGCUAAGAACCUCUCCUCCUUUGCCGUGGACGGGGAGGCCUGCCGGGUACAUAAUGACGUGGAACGAGUUCUCCAGGAUUUUAGUAAAGCGAAGAAGCCAAUUGGGCUGUGCUGUAUCGCCCCAGUCCUAGCUGCUAAGGUCAUCCCUGGGGUGGAGGUGACUGUGGGCCAAGAAGAAGAACAAGGAGGCAAAUGGCCGUACGCCGGGACUGCAAAAGCCAUCUCUGCCCUGGGAGGCAAACACUGCGCCAAGGAUGUGCAUGAGGUGCACGUGGAUAAGACACACAGCGUGGUCACCACACCAGCCUUCAUGGGUGAAGCUCCGCUGCAUAGAAUAUUUGAUGGUAUUGGAGCGAUGGUCUCUGCGGUGAUCAAACUGACUGGAAAGUAAAGAUUAUAUUGCGAUCUUCUAAUUACCUAUCUGAUCGAUCCUUGAAGUCACUGACACCCGGCACAACACGUCCAAAAAUCGGUGUGUUACCAAUAUCGGUGUGUGUUACCCAAACACAUUCUCUGAGUUCUGAUUCCAUGCAUCAGUAAUCUGCAAUAAAUCAUUCAUCACA